AUUAAAAGCGAGGCCCAAUGGAGCGACCUAACCCAGGAGAUCAGAGACAAGAUUCUCGAAUACGACCCUGGAAGGUUUGCAGGCAUUCGUAGGGACUGGCAAAACGCCAUCGAGCCAAGAAACUUUCGGGUCCUCCAAGUCGGUUCGGAUGAUCAGUCGCUGGGAAACCUGGCCAAGACAUUACACAACAAGUACUGGCGACAAAACUACGUUAAACACAUGGGGUUCAAAAUCGAGUUGACCGGACCAUUGCAUCGAGAAUCGUUCGAGACGUCAGACUCAUGA
Messenger RNA from Colletotrichum abscissum, 285 nucleotides. RefSeq lists its product as uncharacterized. The record is from RefSeq and is a predicted model, not a curated record. Lineage: Eukaryota; Fungi; Ascomycota; Sordariomycetes; Glomerellales; Glomerellaceae. The annotation marks the transcript as partial. The transcript has a single exon.